Molecule: messenger RNA, 3397 nt
Organism: Pyrus x bretschneideri (Chinese white pear)
Lineage: Eukaryota; Viridiplantae; Streptophyta; Magnoliopsida; Rosales; Rosaceae
Product: ABC transporter G family member 22-like
Exons: 9
Coding region: 701-3037 (778 amino acids)
Cellular component (GO): membrane
Molecular function (GO): ATP hydrolysis activity; ATP binding; ABC-type transporter activity
Source: RefSeq, a predicted model, not a curated record
AAAAAAAGUGCAGAAAUAAAAACUGAGUUACUUCCACAUGCGAUAUAAGGGCUCAUUAGUUGAAAACCUAUAGACUGAAAAUGAUGUGACACUGUCACGCAUUAUCAGAAUUGGCCUAUAAAGAUCUUCCAAAACCAACCAUUCCAAAUCCAUAUUCCCAUCCCUUGAGCUUUCCAUAUUUCUCUUUUUUAAGUGCGUACUCGAUUUGCAAGUUCUCUAGCUCUCAAGUAAUCAACCUUCUUCUUCCCAACUUUCUCUAGUUCACUCAAUUUCUUGUUACUAAUUGUUUUGAUGUUAGUUUAUCGUUCAAAGAAUUCGAAUUUGUGAGAAAGAAGAAAGUGAAAAAAAUGGAGUAAUCAGUAAACUACAUGGACAAAGAGUACCACCGAUAAUUAUGAUUUUAAUUAUUACUAGAAUAAUUUUUUAAUUUUUUUUUGUUUGCUUUUAAGAUUUAUUGGUUUGCUAAUAUAUUUGAGGAAAGAACUUCGCUGCUGAAAAAAUCAGCAGCAACCCUGCUGAAGAUCAAUCACAGCUGGACACGUGUCCAAGUUGUAAUUAAAAAUUCACCAAAUUGAACACGUAUCCAGCUGUGAUUGGUUAUCAGCAGAGGCUGCUGCUGAUUUUUCAGCACCCAAGUCCCGUUUUAUAUUUGAGACUAAUUGUACAACGUUUUACAUUUUUUCAUGCAGUUGCGCUACCCAUGGAGUUUGGCAAAGAUCAUCGUGAGUUCGACUGUGACUCUCCUUUUGUUAAGGGGGGUUUGAAUGAAGCUGCAAAAACACCCAAGAGUACCGGAAACAAUGACAUAAGUGUAAUCCAAGAAAACGUUGGCUGCUGUAUGACAACUUCAACUUGUAUAACUCAGCAUGAAGAAAAGAAAAAUAAUGAAGAUGGAAUAUUGCGCAAACUUGGAAGACGAAGUUUUGAGAAGAAAAUGGAAUCACCAAGUGGGAAAAUGAUUCACAAAACAGAGUCAUUUGGCUCCCACCUACUAAUCAACAUGGAUGAAGUUAAUAGCAAUACCGUUACUGAAAGCUUUGACAAGAGAGGUUCCAUAUUAAGCAGGACUUCUAGCAAUGGCUUGGGAAAUUCUUUCUCUCUUGCUGAAGGAGACAUCUCAGACAAUAUUGCCUUGAGAGUGCAGAGUCCAAAGCAACGCACUAAGUCUAUGUCAACUGAAGAAGGAGGUCCAGAUGCAGACAAAGGGAGAAAUCUCCAUGUGGAACCCAGCUUACCAAUUUAUCUCAAGUUCCAAGAUGUCAAGCAUAAGGUUGCUGCUGCAAAGGGUAUGAAAAGCUCAAAUGCAGAGUACAUACUGCAUGGAAUCACUGGCUCAGUGCUUCCAGGAGAGGUUCUUGCUCUAAUGGGACCUUCUGGAGGUGGCAAAACCACUUUGCUGAAUCUCCUCAGUGGAAGAGUGAAACUCAAAACCGGUACCAUCACUUACAAUGACCAACCAUACACCAAGUUUCUCAAACGGAGGAUUGGAUUUGUAAUGCAAGAUGAUCUUCUGUUCUCCCAUCUUACAGUCAAAGAAACGCUAACUUAUGCUGCUCUACUCCGUCUUCCACUUACCUUAACCAGAAAUCAGAAAAAAGAAAGGGCCAUGAAUGUGAUUAAUGAGCUAGGCCUAGAAAGGUGCCAGGAUACACUUAUUGGUGGCACAUUUGUUAAAGGAGUUUCUGGUGGUGAGAGGAAAAGAGUGUGCAUUGGAAAUGAAAUCCUGCUCAAUCCAUCACUUCUGUUCUUAGACGAACCAACUUCCGGUCUUGAUUCAACCUCAGCACUUCGAAUACUUCAGAUGCUCCACAUUAUUGCAAAGGCUGGCAAGACAGUGGUGACUACAAUACAUCAACCGUCUAGUAGAAUAUUUAACAAGUUUGAUAAACUCAUCCUCUUGGGUAGAGGAAGCUCCUUGUACUUUGGAAAAGCCUCUGAAUCGAUGACAUACUUCUCCUCAAUCGGUUGUGCACCGCUUAUAGCUAUGAACCCCGCAGAGUUUCUCAUUGAUCUUGCAAAUGGUAACACAAAUGACAAAUCACUUCCAACAGAACUGGAGGAUGGAAGGCCUUCCACGGUUGAUGUCCACGAGUUUCUGGUAGAGGCCAAUCAAAUCAGACUUGCAGAAAUGAAAAAAACAAAGCUCCUAAGUUAUGUGCAGACAGACGGGGAGAACAUGUUGCAAGGCAAAGGGAUGACAUACUUGAGGGAAUCAAAUGCAACUUGGUGCGAACAGUUUUCAAUUCUUUUUAGGAGGGGCCUUAAGGAGAGACGCCACGAAUACUUAAGCUGUUUGCGUGUAUUUCAAGUUGUCUCAACUGCUCUAAUAAUAGGACUCCUAUGGUGGCAGUCUGAUACUUCUUCCCGAAGACAGCUUCAAGAUCAAACAGGAUUGUUAUUCUUCAUUUCAGUAUUUUGGACCUUCUUCCCUUUAUUCACUGCAGUUUUCACAUUUCCGCAAGAAAGAGCAAUACUUGCUAAAGAGAGAUCAGUGGAGAUGUACAAACUCAGUGCAUACUUUUUAGCUAGAAACACUAGUGAUAUUCCUCUGGAUCUCCUGCUGCCGUUAGCCUUCCUCGUCAUUGUUUACUUAAUGACAGGCUUGAAGCUGACCUUUACUGCAUUUAUCCAAACAAUGCUAACAAUUUUCCUUAGCAUUGUCGCCUCUCAGGGUCUUGGAUUGACCAUAGGUGCAGCAUUUGCCGAUGUGAAAAAGGCAACAACGCUAGCUUCCAUCGUCGUUAUGACCUUUAUGUUAUCUGGUGGAUUCUUUAUCAAGAAAGUUCCAUCAAAUGUUUCGUGGAUACGCUAUAUCUCGUUCAACUACCACUCUUACAGGCUACUCCUGAAAAUUCAGUACGGUUGCCCAUCACGUUCAGGUACCUCUGGAAAUGAAACAUGUGAGUCUCAAUUAAUCAAAGAAUUAAGACUGGAUUCAGGUGUGACGGAAGUUGGAGCUAUGAUUGUGAUGAUCAUUGGGUAUAGGUUACUAGCCUAUUUAUUUCUCAGGGCAAUGAAAUUCAGGACUAUGAUAUAGUCUCCCAUUCUAGACGAUAUCUACUUGAAAAAUUAGACUUCUCAGAAUGUUUCUGUCCACGGAAGAAAGUUUCAUUGCUAAUAUGUUCCAUUCAAUAUAUAAGUAUUAGUUGAGUUUCGUUCCAAAAAUAAAAAAUAAAACCGUCAGCUUGCAUGUAGGUUAAGUGUCUUCUCGACAUUUGAGGCUAUGAGUACUUUGUCCUUCCAAUAAACUAGGAACUAAGUUAUUAUCUUCAAGUUUGCUCAUGUUGAAGAAUCUGAUUCAGAAAAGAGAACUAUUGUAUGAAUUAUGUAUUUUAGUUUCCAGUUCUCAUUUUGUAUGAUGGACAAUAAGAUACUUUAAUUGAUGUUUUUAUUUUAU